CAGUAUACUUUUUCCAAAAUACUCCUUAUAUAUUGGUUGAUAUUAGUUCUCUCCUUUGAGCAUAAGCGGAUUGUUAUUGCAUCUCCUAACCAGACGUUUACACGGUUUACACCAUUUAAGCUUUUCAAACUACCACUAACCUCAAUCCAAAAAGACCAAAAUGGCGAUUCCAAAUCCGAUGGUCACAUUUUGUUUCGCGAUUAUCGCCGCCGCACUUGGCGUUACGUCACCUGCUCUUGCAUAUAUUGCACGAUCAAAGGUGAUUCGAAACAAGGGAGAUACGGCUGGGCUGCUUUGCAAGGUAGCAAUUGUCGUCCUUGUUUUAUCUGUCGUGUGUAUAUUGAUCCAUGAAUUGUGGGCUCGGGCAGUCGAGUCGACUGACGAUGUUGCAAAACGCAUCGAUAUGUGGGUGAAAUGGACAUUGCUUUUAAUCAUGCUGGGAUUUUUUGUGGGAUUCUUUGCUCUACUGUAUGUAAUAAUACAUAAAGGAAUGUCUGAUCAAACAAAGAAGAUAAGCCUCCUCUGUGGAACGUGUGGUUGCGGGUCUGUGACGGUUUUUUCCGUUCUUUACUUUGCAUUAAUGUUGGGGAAACCAGGACCAACCUUACUCCAGAGCGUAACUGAUCAUUGGAUGAGACUUCAUUCUAUACGGUGACGAUGAUGACGGCAUUCUGCUUAGUCUUCUAUUGUUCAAGACGAUUAGAAGAGCUAUUUCAGGAAUCCCUAUUUUCAGAAUUUGUUGUUAAACAUGUAAUUUUGAUUUCAUAUGUUUAAAUGUUUUGUAAUCAAAACUACGGUUAGGAAAAGUAGCCCGAAGCUUAAUAUAGCACUCUAAUGCUUUUCAAUUUACCGAUGUGAGACUUUAUCACCC
This is a messenger RNA of Cuscuta epithymum, 871 nucleotides long. Lineage: Eukaryota; Viridiplantae; Streptophyta; Magnoliopsida; Solanales; Convolvulaceae. The record is from the annotation of a GenBank genome assembly.